AUGUGCUGGCAGACAGCGCUUAGUGUGUUAAACGGAAACCUUUCCAAGCGCAUGAUCGCAACGAAACAAAAGCACCGCAAAAAGUUGGCUUCGCUUGCAAAUGCUCAACCAAUCAAGAAGAAUAGGGGGGUACCGAAAACGAUUGAGAAAUUCGUAGUGAAUUUGUCAUCAAUUCAACUGAGUGAUGAUGAAAAUGCCUUGUUGAAUAAAGGGUUAAACUUUGCCGUAGCACAAGAAAAUGCCCCAAUUGCCGAGAUAGUGAAUAAUAUCGAGAGCGCUAUACAGUUCCGGAAUUUCCCUUCCAAAGCUGCCCUGCGCUAUGAUAUUGCAAAUUCACUUCAAAAGGCUUCAAGAAAAAAGCACCGUUCAAAGGCAGAGUCUAGUGGUUGUGAAAAAGUUUUAGAACAACUGAAAAAGCGUGAAGUGGUUUUCACCCGGGCAGAUAAGGGAAACGCCGUUGUCAUCCUGGAUAAGCAAGACUACGACACCAAAGUUCGGGACAUGAUUUCAUCUGGGCCGUAUGAAGAAUGCAUGUACAAAAAUGGUAAGCCGAAAGAUCCUCUCAACAUGUUGAUCGAGGAAGCAAACAUCGCAAGGCAAAAAGUAGCGCUCCUGAUGGGUGAAGUAAAAUUAGAAAGAAAAUUUCUAGUACCGAAUCCAAAAGUAGCUUCACUUUACUGCCUCCCAAAAAUUCAUAAGAAUCCCGUUGCCAUGAGACCCAUUUCCUCGAACAUAUGCACUCCAACCGAAAAAAUGGCAGCUUGGUUGGUCGAGGAAAUGAGAAAAUACCCAGUAAAACAUGGAAAAAGUGUCAAGAAUUCGGUGGAGCUAGUUGAAAAAUUGAAAAACUUCAAAGUGCGUCGAGGAGAAAUCUUAGUCUCGUUUGACGUCUCCGCACUCUUUCCUAGCGUCCCCAUUCCUGACGCCUUGCGCAGCCUACGUAGACACCUAGAUCGACGCCGAGCACCACCAAACAACAUAGAAGCGUACGUGACCGUAGCUGAGGUUUGUAUGAACCAAAACUUCUUCCUAUUCCGGGGUAAGUUCUAUAAGCAAACCUUCGGACUAAGCAUGGGGAGCAAACUUUCCCCUUUGCUAGCUGAAUUGUUUAUGAGCGAUUUUGAACACGACCUCGAAAAAAGCGAAAAACUUUUCCCCCGAGUUUGGUGGCGAUAUGUAGAUGACAUCUUCGCCACGGUCAAAGAACGAUAUCUCUCACAAACCCUGGAGCUGUUGAACUGUCAACACAGUUCGAUAAAAUUUACCGUGGAGAAAGAAAUAGAUGGAAAACUUCCAUUCCUCGAUUUGUUAAUCUCUAGGAAAGAUGAUAGCACGGUGAAAUUUGGGAUCUACAGAAAACCAACAUCCACCGAUCGCUACAUAACAGCAGACUCCAAUCACUUCGGUGCUCAAAAACAAGCUGCGUUUCACUCCAUGGCUCAUCGUUUAUACAACAUACCUAUGGAAACCAGUGAGUUUAACAAUGAAAAAGAAAAAAUUUUAUCGGCUGCAAAUCUGAAUGGAUACGACAAAGAAUUUGUUCAUAAGAUUCUUCGCAAACACGAGAGGAAAAAGUUCCGGGCUAAUGCAACCACCUUCAAACCAGAAAAAGAAGAAUCUCAAAGAGUCAGUUUGCCGUUCUUCCCACUACUGACUAACGAUAUUCGAAAGAUUCUCUCUAACCAUGGUUUGAAAGUUGCAUACAAAAGCUCCAACACCUUAAAAGAUCGGUUGGUGUCACUGAAAGACAAAGUCCCACCGGAAGAAAGAUCCGGUAUUUACGAGAUUCCGCCGUCGCAUCGCAACGGCAAGGGUUGGGGUAACUCCUUCGAGAAAACCGUAACUCUUCCCCAACAACAACACCACCAGUUACAACUUCAGCCAGGCAAUCGUACUCCACAGCAUCUUUCACUUAAUGGCCCAUACCCGCCUAUCGGAAGUAUUAAUCUCCCAAAGCCGGUGGCCAGCUUCGGACGACGGCUAAGAGAUGAUGACGGCCAUGAAACCAGACACGCAGCCAAUCGAGGAGGGAAAUGGUUGCCGGAGAAGUGGACCAGCUACAAACGCAACGAUCGGCUGGGCACCCGGGGAAGGACUGGAAAAUAUUUGUCUAUCCAUUCGCCAACCAAGUGCGAUAAAAAUCGAAAGCCUCCCAACCCAAGCAAUGGGGCGCUGCUGCUGAAGUUGCUGCUGCUGCUGCUGUUUCUGGGCAGGCUGCAGAGGAGCAUAAAAGAUAUCAACAUACCAUUCCGGUCGCUCACACUUUUUACAACUGCUGUUAGGAAGCUCAGCUCCUAUACAAGACCUGCUGCAUCCAACCAGAAGUAG
Messenger RNA from Uranotaenia lowii, 2328 nucleotides. RefSeq lists its product as uncharacterized. The record is from RefSeq and is a predicted model, not a curated record. Lineage: Eukaryota; Metazoa; Arthropoda; Insecta; Diptera; Culicidae. Bases 1 to 2328 code for a protein of 775 amino acids. The transcript has 3 exons.